AUGUGCAGACCUGACGUACACGCUACCCCCGCUCCCUCGCUCCCCCUUCUAACCCCCCACCCCUGGCCAGUCCCGAUGACGAAGCUGGCUGUUGUGUGCCGCGCCGUGCCAAGCGCGCUCGAGAAGCAGACGUGCAAGCUGACACGCAUCGAGCGCCAGACGAUCUCGCUCCCGAUCGUGCCGGAGCAGCACAGGGCGUACGUGCAGGUCUUCAAGGAUAUGAUCGAGGAAGGCCACAGCAUCGAGCUGCCGGAGCUGAGCGAGCUGCCUGCGUCGAUGUUCGUGGAGGACGUGUCGAUGCUGUACAGCGUGUGCGCCGUCGCGCCGCCCGGAGGCGGACUCGAUUCUGGACACGGUGAGGGCUCUGCGCUCGGAGAACAAUGGCAUUCAGGCACCGCGCACUGUUGGCGGCGGCGACGUGCUGUACGUUUCGAGUUCGAAGUACAUGUUUGUGAGCAGGUCGACGCGCUCGAACGCCGCAGCGCUCGAGCAGAUGAGGGAGUACCUCGGCAAGCCCGGGAUGGAGUACGCACCGUGCGCUGUGAAGAGCUGUCUGCACCUGAGGUGUGCGACGAGCUUCGUGUGGGAGAACACGCUGCCGCUGAACCCCAAGUGGAUCGACCCGGCGACCUUCACCUCGUGCGGGCUCAGUGUGGUGGAGGUCGACCCCGGCGAGCUGGGGCAGCGCGAAUGUGCUGA
This is a messenger RNA of Leishmania braziliensis MHOM/BR/75/M2904, 699 nucleotides long. RefSeq lists its product as hypothetical. Gene Ontology annotation, biological process: arginine metabolic process; positive regulation of nitric oxide biosynthetic process. The transcript has a single exon. Gene Ontology annotation, molecular function: dimethylargininase activity; amino acid binding. Bases 1 to 699 code for a protein of 232 amino acids. NCBI's taxonomy places the organism in Eukaryota, Euglenozoa, Kinetoplastea, Trypanosomatida, Trypanosomatidae. The record is from RefSeq and is a predicted model, not a curated record.